This is a messenger RNA of Cladocopium goreaui, 2498 nucleotides long. The record is from the annotation of a GenBank genome assembly. NCBI's taxonomy places the organism in Eukaryota, Dinophyceae, Suessiales, Symbiodiniaceae.
GUACUGCCCUGCGUCAGUCGCACCAUGGCCAGCCAUGCGCCGUGCUGCUGUCGCCCUGGCGCGGCGGGUGCAUCUGAUCACCUGCGAGGAAUCGGCACAGCAGUGGUGCGAGAAAUACCUGGAGGCAUCAGACACUGCAGAUGUCUCAGCUUCACAUGGAGCCGCAAUCGCUUUGGACUGUGAAGGAGUUCGCCUGGGUCGUUUUGGACGCAUUUGUUUGAUGCAGAUGCAGGACCACAACGGCCGCGUGUUGCUGUGUGACGCGCUCCGCCCGGGAGUGAUCAAAGCCCUUGGUCCGCUGCUGCAGAGCAAGCGAGUGACCAAGGUGAUUCAUGACUGCCGAGAAGAUAGCGCGGCUCUAUAUCAUCAACAUGGCAUCCAACUACAAGGUAUUUUCGACACGCAAGUGGCACAUGCGCAGCUGGAGCUCCUUGCAGGGAGACCUGCGUACCAGGCGUCGGCCACUGAACUUCUGCUGACCUAUUUGGGCGUGGAAUCAGAGGCACCGGACCUCAAGUCUCUGAUGCUUCAGGAUGCCAACCUAUGGUCUCGAAGGCCCUUGACCAACACCCUGGUGGCCUAUGCCAUUCAAUCUGUGGUGCAUCUGCUCAACUUGCGACUGCGGCUCUUAGAAGAGUGUGACAGGAGAGCCGAAGCCGAAGCUGCCAGCCUCAAGAAGGACAUUGCAGAAGCUUCAACUCGUGCAGUGAGUUACUGCUUGCUGAACAGCGAGUUUCCUACAGCGGAGAGUAUGGCGAAGACCGGCACCCGACUUUGGGCCUUGAUGGCCUCCCGCUGUCCUGAGAAGCUGGUCUUGAAACUGAACGCCGGCCGGGUCGGGCUGGUGACCACGCCCUCCGCCAUGCAACGCUUCCAGGACGUCGAGUUGGGAGACAUGGUCUUUUGCUGCAUCAGCGGCGUAAGCAUCGAUGGUCGCUUUCUGUACCUGGACCGUUACGACCACGACUGGGACUUCUUUGAUCACCAGCUGCGACCUUCAAACACCCCAGAGGUUGGGGUUUAUGGCCGGGAGCAUCGCUUCAGCACCUCCUUAUUUUCUUCCGAUGUUGAUCCUCUUCUUCUGCGAGGCCUGCCUGGACUCGCCUCGGAAGACAAGGCGGCUGGCAGCAGCGCCUGGGACGUGAGUCCUGAAGAUUUGGGAGAUCCUUUCGAGGAAGCGACCAACGCGACCACCGGCGACAACUUGGAAGCGCUGGGGCUGCCCAUCUUGGCGGACGAGACCUUGCAGCUGGUGGAAUUCAGGGAAGUCUGCUGCACCUCUAUUUGUUGCGACCUGACCGAGCAAAAUGCCAAGGUGGCAGUGAGCUAUGACACGGGCAAUGUCAGCAUCCUGGAGCUAGGUGAAGAUGUCGUUGACGCGAUGACCUUCGCAUGUAGCCAGGUGGACAACAAGAUCAAUACCAUGGCAAUGCUGCCCAAUCCAAGGCUGUGCCGGACAGAUGAGACGUAUUCGAAGCAACACAUCUUGGUUGGGACGGAGGCUGGAAUCGUGACUGAUUGGAUGAUGGACAGGAACUUGAGUGAUCCCUGCCAGUGGCAAGCGCAUUCGAAGUCUCCCCUGGCCUCAGGGGAACCCUCAGGCGUCUCUGCUUUGAGUAUCGGCUGCAACGAGUUUCUCUCCAGCGGAGCUGAUGGGUCCCUGUGCUUCUGGAGUGCAGGCCUACGACAGGGCGAUCGACACGUCUUGAGGCGAAUUCUGCCGGCCCACCGCGGGGCUGUGACCUGCGUGGACAGUGCGGGAGCGAGGCAGGGCUCGGCUUUUAGUGCUGGGCAGGAUGGACAUGUGCGCUACUGGGCAGAGGAAAGCUCUGCUGAGCUGCCAGAACAUCUUCGAGAUUUUAGGGACAGGAGCCCCCUGGCGCCCAUCGACUGCAUGUGCGUGGACAGACGACUUUCUCGCAUUCUGGCUGGAUCCCAGGACGGUUAUGUUCGCCUGUGGGACACGGAUGUGUGGCGCGCCACCAAGCGGGAUGGCCACAUCUCAGCUCGGGAAAACACGCGGUCAAGGUUUCCUCCGUUGACGGCAGUUCGCUUCAACACCGCUGAGGCCUCGUACCAUGAGUUUGUCAGCGCUGCGGCCGACGGCUCCUGGUGUCUGUGGGACCUCCGGGUGCCUUCUCCGGUCAAAGGCCAGGUGAAGGACAGAACUCCAUUAAUCUCGGUGGCUUUGAAUGGGGCGCGGCUGCUCACCUGUUCGAAAAGCAGCUCCCUGGCAUUGUGGGACCUCCGAAGUGACAAGGUCUUGCGGAAAGUGUUGGCGAUGAACUUCCUGAAGGCCCAGAUUUGAGUCAGCUGAAUGACGAGGCUAAAACAAGCAGUUGCUGCACUGCUCACAAGCCGCCCUGAUUGAGGUGAUUCAACCUGCACGAAGAGUCAGAGGUUCCGGCAGAGAGACACUGUACAAACAAAGCGCGAUGCAACGCAAGGGAAGCAACCAGGCCCGUUUGCAAUGGCCGACGUGACCAGAGAGCCGCAAC